CAGUCAGUCUUGGCAGCUCCAGCCCCACAACACAGAACAGGAAAGUUGGGAAAACAGGACCCCUCUCCCCGCGGUUGUCUGGGUCUACCCUUAUGACCUUAGGUAAUCUCUGAGUUUCUCUGAGCCUUGUUUGCUCAUCUGGAAAAGGGGAAUUAAAUCAUUUAUUUACCUCAUGGAGUUGUGAAAGAGGAAAUAGUUGCAAAGCAUCUAACACAUAGUAAGGUUCUCAAUGAAGCUACUUUUCCUGGAUUGAGUCCAGCUACCCAAGUCCCCUGUAGCUUGGAGAAACUCAGGUGGAAGGAUGACCUCCUUAAAAGAUAACUCAUCUCUCAAUAUGCAAGCUGCCUCACAAAAAGGGUGGGGGAACAGGUCAUCAAAGGCUGAUGGGAGCUCCUGGUGUUGAUAGAGAUGGAACUUGGACUUGGAGGCCCUACUGCACUGCCCCACUGCUCCCGGCCUAAGUGGCAGCCCGCCCUGUGGCGGACCUUGACCGCUCUGGUCCUGCUGAGUAGCGUCACGGAGGCCUCCCUGGACCCCAAGCCCCCCAGUUCGACCACCCGCGAAGACCCCGCGCCAGUCCUGGCGCCGCCCACCCGCCACCUCCCGGGGCAACUCACGGCCCGUUUGUGCAGCGGAAGAGCCCGGCGGACACAGCCACAGCCUCCCCAACCGGUACCCCCGCCGCCCGCGCCCCCACCCCCACCCGUGUCCCCGCCUGCUGCGCCCCGCGGUGUCCGCGCGGCGCGUGCUGGGAUCCGGGGCAGCCGCACGGGGGCCACGGGCACGCGGAGCUGCCGCCUGCGUUCGCAGCUGGUGCCGGUUCAUGCUCUCGGUCUGGGCCACAGAUCUGAUGAACUGGUGCGUUUCCGUUUCUGCAGCGGCUCCUGUCGCCGCGCUCGCACCCCGCAUGACCUUAGCCUGGCCAGCCUGCUAGACACUGGGGCCCUGAAGCCGCCCCCCGGCUCCCGGCCAGUCAGCCAGCCCUGCUGUCGGCCUACUCGCUAUGAGGCAGUCUCGUUCAUGGACGUCAACAGCACCUGGAGGACCGUGGACCACCUCUCAGCCACUGCCUGUGGCUGCCUAGGCUGAGGGAUCUCUCCAAGGCUUUGCACAUCCUUACUCGCGCAUCUUGAUGCCUCGGACCUCCCCGCCGGGCCCCAUUAGCCAGGGCCUCAGCCAGAGAUGGAGACCUCAGAGCUGAGUUGCCAAGCCCCAUCAGAGAUAACAAACAUUGGCUCUGGAGAAAUGGAGGGACUAUUCACCAGCAGCCUCAAGGGGUUUAUAUGGACACCAGAGACUUCAGCCAUGGAGACAUUAGGAACCACUUCUCACACACUGGCACUGGCCAGGCAGAAGUCCUGGGACCUCCUCCUCUAGAGACUCCAGAAAUGGCCCAGGUGGGGCAGAAUUUGGAGGAGUCACAUUGCAGUUGCAUGACUGAAUGCACCUGUGUUGGAGUUGGCCUUGAACUCACUCCUGGGCACUGAACCCCUAUUUAUUAUUUCUAACUUAUU
This is a messenger RNA of Marmota flaviventris (yellow-bellied marmot), 1514 nucleotides long. RefSeq names its product artemin (gene Artn). NCBI's taxonomy places the organism in Eukaryota, Metazoa, Chordata, Mammalia, Rodentia, Sciuridae. Gene Ontology annotation, molecular function: receptor tyrosine kinase binding; glial cell-derived neurotrophic factor receptor binding; growth factor activity. The record is from RefSeq and is a predicted model, not a curated record.